UACGGGAUAUUGCUCAAUUACUCAAGAAACGUAUUGCUCGCCAGAUUUAUGUCAGAGUAAAGCAACUUUUCACAUCUGACAGCAUAAGAAUUUUGGUUUAAAGCUGUGUAAUGGUCUCACCCAUGAUGAAUAACACGGACACCAACUGUCAAAAUGCAUGAGUCUGUCAACACAUUCUCUUUUGAUGAUUAAGAGAAGGAGAGAACACUCCAAUGGAUAUCACACGGCAGAUGAUUAAAUAUGUCCGUGAUGGGGAAGAACUUUCCCUCUUAGAAGCUAUAAAAAAUGGAGGCAACCCCAAGGUCAUCCUUCCAGACAAAGAUAAAGAUGCAGGUGGAGGAACUCUCCUUACAUUAGCAGCUACUUGUGGUCAUCAUCAUCUGAUUUUGCCAUUGAUAGAAGCAGGAGUUUCUGUGAAUGACACUGCAAACAGAAGUCGCACUCCCCUACAUGAAGGAGCUGCUGUUGGAAAUAUUGAAGUUGUUAGAAAAUUACUCUUUGCAAAGGCUGACAUAGAGGCUGUUAGUCAGAAUGAUAAUGGAACUCGACCGUUACAUCUGGCUGUUCGUGCUGGCCAUGCUGCAGUAGUCUCUUUGCUUUUAAAGGAGGGUGCAGACAUAGAGGCUCCAGACAAGGAUGGUUGGGGUCCCUUCAUGAUGCCAGUUACCAUGGACAUGCAGAAAUAAUAAAGAUUUUGGUUCGUGCUGGUGCUAACACUGAGGCGGAGGCAUAUGGAGGAUGGACACCUCUACAUCGAGCAUCCCUGUGGGGCCAUAAAGAGGCUGUUCAAGCCUUACUUGAUUUAGGAGCUGAUGUGGAAC
Molecule: messenger RNA, 821 nt
Organism: Penaeus vannamei (Pacific white shrimp)
Lineage: Eukaryota; Metazoa; Arthropoda; Malacostraca; Decapoda; Penaeidae
Source: RefSeq, a predicted model, not a curated record